ACAAUCGCCUGUAAACCUUGAUACAAAAUGGCGCUACACAUGAGCUCUCGGUAGUGCUCCUCUUGGUUUUACCCACGGUUUUACUUUGGUACUCACUGUGUGUCUCCCCUACAACUUGCGAACUUUAUUCCAAAGCCCCUUGGUCGCUUCUUUUGUUACUGUAAGGGUUCAACUGCAAUGGAUGACUUACAUAGUGCCAGUGGCGUGGUGACGUUUACGUCCACAGACCGCGUGCCGCUGAAUGCCGUUAAACUUUCGAAAGCGCAAGCUGUGAAGUAUCAGUACCAGGUCGUCGACAACUGGAAGCCCAGGAGCGAUGUGUGGCCAAUAACAUGCGGCCCCCUAAUCUCUGGAUUGGCUGCAGCAGCGGGCGGCAUGAAGCUCAAUAGCAUCUUCCGAAGACACUACCAGCUGAAGACAUUUGCGAGAGUUGCAACUUACAUGCCCAUCGCCAUUCUGCCUGGAGGGGCUGCCCUGAUGUUGCAUACUGCCAUCUCUGCAGACAUUCUGAUCAUGAACACCAAGUGUGUGGUCUGCACACAGACAAAGGCCAUUGCAUGCCAGCUGGUCUUCGGCGUCCUCUACCCCUCGGUCAUUGCUCCCUUGGCCUGCCUAAGUUUUGCAGUGAGGUACAACACCUACGCAGUGCCGCCCGUCAAGACGCACUACAGGCAUAUCUUCAUUGACGCGACCACCACACUGAAGAAAAAAGGGAACACGUUGGCCGCUCUGUCGGCCGCUCAGUGCAUAGUUGCCUUCCUGCUCAUGCAUGGACAAAUGAAUAGCGUCUUCAAGAUGCAGAGGAAGCUGUCCGAGAUGUGAGGUCUUUCUGAAGGUGUAGGAAGUGGUUUAGAGGUAAAUGAACUUAAUAAAUUAUACAAUAGCACCAGA
Ixodes scapularis (black-legged tick) is the source of this 891-nucleotide messenger RNA. RefSeq names its product transmembrane protein 126A. The record is from RefSeq and is a predicted model, not a curated record. Gene Ontology annotation, biological process: mitochondrial respiratory chain complex I assembly. The coding region runs from base 178 to 822 and encodes 214 amino acids. Gene Ontology annotation, cellular component: mitochondrion. The transcript has 2 exons. NCBI's taxonomy places the organism in Eukaryota, Metazoa, Arthropoda, Arachnida, Ixodida, Ixodidae.